Syngnathus acus (greater pipefish) is the source of this 1184-nucleotide messenger RNA. RefSeq names its product SH3 domain binding glutamate-rich protein like (gene sh3bgrl). Lineage: Eukaryota; Metazoa; Chordata; Actinopteri; Syngnathiformes; Syngnathidae. Gene Ontology annotation, cellular component: cytoplasm. The transcript has 4 exons. The coding region runs from base 197 to 544 and encodes 115 amino acids. The record is from RefSeq and is a predicted model, not a curated record.
GGAGAGGCGGAGGAGGAAUGCAAAGCUCCAUCCAGUGCACAAGAGCACGAGUGUUUGUGUGUGCAGUUUGUCUAUAACAGAGGAUCAAACCUGAGAAUUUGGUCGUUUUUUUUUCUCUCUCUUUCACAGCAAAUCCUGCACAUCAGCCUCCCUUCUUAAGAACAAGAGCAGCAAGAGCCAGCACCCGGGAUUGACCAUGGUGAUCAAAGUAUACAUAGCGUCCUCCUCCGGGUCCACUUCGAUUAAAAAGCAGCAGCAGGAUGUGAUGGGCUUCCUGGCAGCCAAUAAAAUCGGAUUUGAGGAGUGUGACAUCGCAGCUAACGAGGACAACAGGAAGUGGAUGCGAGAGAACGUUCCGGAGGAGUCACGGCCGGCCACGGGGAACCCUCUUCCGCCACAAAUAUUUAAUGAAAGCAAAUAUUGUGGGAACUAUGAGGCCUUCUUCGAUGCCAGAGAGGACAAUGCAGUGUAUGCAUUUCUCGGUCUGACUGCUCCCCCAGGAUCAAAGGAGGCUGAGGCUCUUUUGAAGAAAGCACAACAAUAGUAUUCACAUUUAAAGAUAUACUUGGGCCUAGUACCUACAUGAAAAAUGUUGCUCUUCAUGUUUCAUUUUUUUACAAUUCUUUCAUUAAUUGUGCCUUGUCAUCGUGAAAUGAGGUACAACAAAAGAAAACAAUGUUCUGCUUAUCAAGACUGUCCAGUGCUUCCUCAACCUCUAGUCUGUUAGCGUAUUGGUCUGUCCGUUUGGCAUGAUUAAAAGAUGUGCAAUGUAGCGUUCCCAUGUAGACAUCCUUGUGUACAAUGUCAUGUGCAUGUCAGACUCAUCAUAAUAGGAGUGAUUAUUAAAAGGUCUUAAAUCUUGAAUUAGUGAAACAUUUUCAUUUGUACUGUUCUGUAAUUGCUGAAAGUUGACAAAAGCAACUUCAGCAACUUCCCAUGUUUUCAUGUUUAUGUAUAUUUCCUUCAAACUGUCUUAGAGCUCUUUUAACAGCAAACUUUUUCUAUAAGAAAAUACUAUAUGUUUAGCAAUUGGACUUAAGGCAGUGAUGUGACGAUUUUAUUUGCUGUUUGAUUGUUUUUUUUAGAUGAGUGGAACUGUUUUUAUGUAAGCUUCCUGUUUUCUAUUGUGUUGGAGAAUGUUAGUUAUCUUUCCCAACCUUAAAUAAAAUGCUUAACUACAACCA